Messenger RNA from Zea mays, 2420 nucleotides. RefSeq lists its product as uncharacterized. Gene Ontology annotation, molecular function: oxidoreductase activity; FAD binding. Bases 444 to 2129 code for a protein of 561 amino acids. The transcript has a single exon. NCBI's taxonomy places the organism in Eukaryota, Viridiplantae, Streptophyta, Magnoliopsida, Poales, Poaceae. The record is from RefSeq and is marked validated.
ACAUAUAUAAAACACAUACAACACAUACAUCAAGUAUCUUUGAUUGCCCCUUUCUGGCCUAGAACAUGCCAAUACAUAUCAUACAUGGCUGCAGAGCGCCCGUCAGCUGCCAUCGUCUUCAUCUCAACAAUGCCACUCACCUCGAUACCCCUUCCCUACGCAUACAGGAAACGCCACCAGUGACGGUGAGCUAACGUUGAAAGCUGGCGGCACCUGAAAACGACGGUGCAACGGCGACCGCUCUCUUUCCCACCUGCUGCUGCCGCGAAUUAUCUUAUGCCUGGGUUCCAGUGAAUUUUUGUAAAAUUAGUGUCCAGUAUAUUAUUUUAUCACUCUGUUUUCAUAUUUUUCAAAGGCCAUCAGCGUCUCAAGUUACUAACUAAUCCACAAAAGCACACCCGAGGCAAGGCAAGAGAGUAGGUGUAACCGUGUAAGUGCAAGAGAUGAUGAGCAAGACGAAGGCGGCUGUGCGACCAAGAUCCUGGCACCUCCCUUUCCUCUUCCUGCUGCUCCUCGCCCAGACUUGUUCCCCGCAGGAGCAAGGCGGCGGCGGCGCCCUCCACGGGAGCUUCGUCCGCUGCGUCGCGCGCCUCUCGCCGGCCACCACCGACACGUCCAGGCUCGUCCACGCCCCGUCGGCCGCUUCGUACCCUUCCCUUCUGAACGCCACGAUCCAGAACCUCCGCUUCGCGUCCCCGCGGACGCCGCGCCCGGCGCUGCUGCUGACCCCGGCGACCGUCGCCGAGGCGCGGGCCUGCGUCACCUGCUGCAGGCGCCACGGCCUCACGGUCCGGGCCCGCAGCGGCGGCCACGACUACGAGGGCCUCUCCUACCGAUCCGUGGCGGGCGCCCGGCCCUUCGCCGUGGUCGACGUCGCCGCGCUCCGCGACGUCCGCGUGGACGCCGGGCGCCGCGUGGCGCGGGCCGGCCCGGGCGCCACGCUCGGGGAGCUCUACUACGCCGUGACGCGCGAGAGCGGCGGGGCGCUCGGGUUCCCCGCGGGGAUCUGCCCCACGGUCUGCGUCGGCGGCCACCUCAGCGGCGGCGGGUUCGGGCCCAUGAUGCGCAAGCACGGCCUCGGCGCGGACAACGUGGUCGACGCCGAGGUGGUGGACGCCGAGGGGAGGCUCCUGGACCGCGCCGCCAUGGGCGAGGGCCUCUUCUGGGCGAUCCGCGGCGGCGGCGGCGGGAGCUUCGGCGUCGUGGUCUCCUGGACGGUGCGGCUGGUUCCCGUGCCGCCCGUCGUUUCCGCCUUCACCGUGCGCCGCCUCGUGCGCCGCGGGGACCAGCGGCAGACCCAGGCGGCUGUCCGCCUCCUGACAAAAUGGCAGCGCGUGGCGCACGCGCUUCCCGAGGACCUGUUCGUGAAGGUGGCCAUGGAGCCGGAGGUCGACGACGCCGGCGAGAGGCAUCCAUCGGUGACCUUCAAGUCACUGUUCCUCGGGAACUGCAGCGGGAUGGUCGCCGAGAUGAGCGCCCACCUGCCAGAGCUCGACGUGAGGGCGGGCGACUGCAGAGAGAUGAGCUGGAUCCAGUCGACGCUCUACUUCUACGGGUACACGGGCGAACAGGCGGCCGAGGUGCUCCUGGACCGGAGCCUGCAGCCCAAGGACUACUACAAGGUGAAGCUGGACUACCUGACGUCCCCGAUCCCCGCGGCCGGGCUGGGCGGGCUCCUCGCCAGGGUCGUGGAGGACAGGGGCGGGUCCGUCGACGUGGACCCGCAGGGCGGGGCGAUGAGCGAGACGCCGGAGUCGGACACGCCGUACGCGCACCGGCGAGGGUACCUGUACAACGUGCAGUACUUCGUCAAGUGGGGCGGCGACGCCAACGUGUCGUACGAGGACGCGCACCUGGCGUGGGUGCGUGGCGUGCACCGGUUCAUGACGCCGUACGCGAGCGCCAGGCCCCGGGCGGCGUACGUCAACUUCAGGGACCUGGACCUGGGGCAGAACUUGGAGGGGGAGACGAGCUACGAGGCGGCCAGGGCGUGGGGGGAGAUGUACUUCAGGGGCAACUUCAGGAGGCUGGCCAUGGUGAAGGCCGAGGUGGAUCCCGACCAGGUGUUCUGGAGCGAGCAGAGCAUCCCUCCCCUGCUUCAGACGAAUGGGAUGCUUUCGGACACUUGAUUGAUGCUUGUACCUAUUACGAAAGGCAAGGGUAAUUUCUGAAUUCUGCGCGACAUCUUUGUUCAUAAGAUUCAGCAUUUCAUUGCGGCACGGCACUGCUGAUAUCGCAGUAUUGCCGCCCAUGCUAUGUACAGAACCAACACUGAAACUGCAGGGCGUCAACUGAGCUACUGAAAUCGGACUGCUUUUUACAGUUUCUGCUGAUAUUCUUUUCUCUCUAUCUUCUCUACCUUUCACGACAUGCUGUAUUAUUAAUACUGAUAAAUACAGGGGAUAAUGUUGUUUCUAUUC